AAUUCACAGUCUCUGCUUACACUUCUUUCUCGCACACCUAUUACGUACUAACUACCCAUUUUUCUCUCUCAUUUCAUUCUUUCAACAACCAAAAAAAAGAAAAAAAUACAUUUCUUUCUUGUGGGUUGAUCAAAGAAGACAAAUCUUUGAACUUUUUUAGAUACCCUUUUGAGUUGAGUUGGCAUUGAAGUAGUAGUGUUAUUGUUUUGUUGGAAUCAAGAUGGGUACAGAGAGUAAAUACCAAAUGAAGGUGGUGACUGGAGAUUAUGGCUACGUACUUGAAGAUGUUCCUCACUUGACUGAUUACAUCCCUGAUCUUCCUGUACUUCCAUUUCUCCUCUUUUUUGUACACUCUAAACUAAUCGUAUGCUACGUCCAUUUAAUUUCCUUGCAUCUUUGAGUCUUGAAUUCUGUGAUUAUGUCACUCAUUUUUCUUACGUCAAACGGCUCUUUUGCAUGUCUUUCUGCUGUGAGUUGUCCUGGAAAUUAAUGUUGAUUUCUAGGAUUAUUUCAUUUCCUUGUCUGGUUAGUGUUUUUGCUAUACUUGAUUCACUUAUUAUUGCAAGCCUCCUAAUAAAACCAUACUGAGAUGAAAAAGACUGCAGCACCUUUGCCUACAUUACACCACCUUGGUCCUACGAGAACACUAUCAUUCAUAGACCGGGCUGCCCUUUUCUUGUACACUUCAUUUUCCUACCUCUGGGAUAAAUGUCAUGACGACAGAAUCUAUGGUGGUUGAUGGAAUCAAGUACAUAAAGAACACAACUGAUUUUGACAUCCAUGUAUACUUUAAUGUCUUUUUCUCUCGGGAGCUCGCAACCAAAAUAAGUUUCAUGAGGUAGAUAUGCAAUCUUGAGAGUUUCCUGAGCUUGGUCAUUCUGGCUUCUGCUUUUUUAAUUUUUUUUUGACAGGGAAACUACGCUGAGCCUAUAUGUAAAUAUGCAGAGAAAACUUAUCUCCCGAAUCAGAAGGGGUAAGCUUAAAUAAAAUGAAGGUGAAAAUCAAGAUAUCAGUUUCCAUAUGGUUUGGGGAUAAGUCCUAAAGCAAGGCGUUACUGGAAAUCCUAAGUUUGAAUAAGAAAAUAAGAGAUGUUGAGUGAACAUGCAUAAACCUUUGUUGUAUUCUAGUGAGUUCUUGGAGUAAAAAACAACAACAAAAAAGAAUAUUUUGGCUUUCAUUCAUGUCCUAAAGGUUUUAAGAUCCAAUUAGGGUUGAAGAUAAGUGCAAACGAGGAAUCAAUUCAGUAAUAUCUAAUUUAUUGGAAGAUCUAACGUUGUAUAGAUGAUUUACGCUCUUCGUGUGGCAUAUUUGUUCUUAAUCGAAUAUAAAAGGGUGGACAUAUGGAACAAUAUCUCUAAAGGAAUUCCAUAUUUAUUUAUUAUGAUUGAGAUGGGAGAGGGAGAGAGACGUUGGGGAACAGGAAUCAGCUGUUGCUAUAUACUGAUGAGUUCUUGAACAAAACUUAAUGACUCAUGGCUGAAGGAUGUUAACUCUAGCUCAUGCAGAAGUAUUUUAUUACCUUGAGUUCUCAUGGUUUGUGAUACACUAACUUCAUGAACACUUGGAAGACUUAUGAUAACCCGUUGCAGUCUAAUCCAGCAUACUCAGUUGUGAAGCAGUACUUUGUUCACAUGGAUGAUACAGUUCCUCAGAAGAUUGUUGUUCAUAAGGACAGUCAGCGAGGAGUGCAUUUUCGGCGUGCUGGUCCACGUCAGAAGGUUUAUUUCAGUUCAGAUGAUGUUCGUGCUUGUAUUGUAACAUGUGGUGGUUUGUGCCCUGGGCUGAACACGGUGAUCAGAGAAAUUGUACAUAACCUUGACUACAUAUAUGGUGUAGAUAAAGUCCUUGGAAUAGAAGGAGGCUACAGAGGUUUCUACGCAAAAAACACUAUCAAUUUAACUCCAAAGCUUGUAAAUGAUAUUCAUAAACGUGGUGGGACAAUACUUGGGACGUCACGAGGUGGCCACGAUACCACAAAGAUAGUUGAUAGCAUACAGGACCAUGGAAUAAAUCAGGUCUAUAUAAUUGGUGGUGAUGGUACUCAAAAGGGAGCAGCUUUCAUUUAUGAGGAAAUUAGACGGCGUGGUCUCAAAGUUGUUGUUGCUGGGAUACCCAAGACAAUUGACAAUGAUAUUCCGGUCAUCGACAAGUCAUUUGGCUUUGAUACUGCCGUAGAGGAGGCUCAACGUGCCAUCAAUGCAGCGCAUGUUGAAGCUCAAAGUGCUGAGAACGGCAUCGGUUUGGUGAAACUGAUGGGCCGCUAUAGUGGAUUCAUUGCAAUGUAUGCCACUUUAGCAAGCAGAGAUGUUGACUGCUGUUUGAUUCCAGAGUCACCCUUCUUUCUUGAAGGAAGUGGUGGUCUCUUCGAAUUCGUUAAGAAAAGGCUCAGAGAGGAAGGACACAUGGUUAUUGUGAUAGCUGAAGGAGCUGGGCAGGAACUUCUUGCAGCAGAGAAUUCCCAUGCUAGAAGUGAGCAAGAUGCUUCAGGAAACAAGCUUCUCCAAGAUGUUGGUUUGUGGGUAUCCCAUAAAAUCAGGGAUCAUUUUGCAAAAAAACUUAAGAUGCCCAUUACUCUAAAAUACAUAGACCCAACUUACAUGAUUCGUGCUGUUCCAAGUAAUGCAUCUGACAAUGUAUAUUGCACGAUUCUUGCUCAAAGUUGUGUUCAUGGAGCUAUGGCAGGGUACACAGGCUUCACCUCAGGGGUUGUCAAUGGUCGCCAAACAUAUAUUCCAUUCAAUCGCAUUACUGAGAAGCAAAAUAAGGUGGUCAUAACAGACAGGAUGUGGGCACGACUUCUUUCUUCAACUAGUCAGCCUAGUUUCUUGAGCACAAGCGACAUUGUUCAAUUGCAAAAGCGGCAGCACUCACAAACUCAGUUGUUAGGUGGAGAUAACAAUGAAAGUGAGAUUACAGGUCAACAAAACACUAGCACGGCAUGAAAUAAAAGCACCUUAAUACUAGAGUUAAUAAUUGUUUUCACAAGUAGUCUCUCUCUGCUACUUUUGAAUCUGCAAUUCCUACCAUAAUGUCAGAUAAAUCGGGUCAUGUAGGAACUUAUUUGAAGGUGUUGGAUCUGUUACCGUGCCUCAGCUGUGGGCAGUAACAGAUGUAUAUUGAAGGUUUUGUUGUAUCUAGUGAAGUUGCGCCAAAGCUUCGUUGUAUUCAAUUCAUGAUUAUGAACCAUAUUUAUUUCUA
Messenger RNA from Capsicum annuum, 3198 nucleotides. RefSeq names its product ATP-dependent 6-phosphofructokinase 6. Gene Ontology annotation, molecular function: 6-phosphofructokinase activity; ATP binding. Gene Ontology annotation, cellular component: cytoplasm. The transcript has 13 exons. The record is from RefSeq and is a predicted model, not a curated record. Gene Ontology annotation, biological process: fructose 6-phosphate metabolic process; glycolytic process. Lineage: Eukaryota; Viridiplantae; Streptophyta; Magnoliopsida; Solanales; Solanaceae. The coding region runs from base 1554 to 2942 and encodes 462 amino acids.